UUUUGAUUGGCAUGAAGUGCAGUGUGCAACGGUGUAGUGUGCACAACACAAUAAAAAAUUAAUUGUCGCGUAUAUACACUGUGCCCCUCCUGCAGCCAUUAAUACAACCAACGGAUAGAUUAUUGAUAGAGUUUAAGGCAGGUCAAUCCCAAUUAAAUUUGAAAUCUCACAAUAUCAUGAGGGAAUUUCAAAAAACUGAAGGUUCCGAGUUGGGAGAAAUGAAUAACUUUCAAUUCAGUGAAAAAACAAUAAGACAAGCAUUCAUAAGAAAAGUCUAUGCAAUACUAUUACUUCAGCUACUAGUAACCUGCAGUAUAUCAGCUCUUAUGACGUUUCAUGAAGAUAUCAAAUUGUUCAUGCAUACGUCCCCACACCAGAUCAUUGUCAUAGUCUGCGCCAUUAUUGCAUUUGUUCUCGUCAUUGUUCUGACCUGCUGUAACAGUGUUUGUCGCAAGCAUCCGACCAAUUUGAUAUUCCUUAUUAUUUUUACGCUCGCGGAAUCUGUAGUGGUUGGUUUCAUUUGCAGUCUUUAUGAUCCAAAAAAGGUUCUGCUAGCUGCAGGUAUAACAGCUGCGAUUUGUUUAUGCCUGACAAUAUUUGCAUUUCAAACGAAGUUCGACUUUACAGGCUUUGGACCUUAUUUGUUCAUAUUUUUGAUUGCAUUAGUGAUCCUUGGCUUUGUCGUUCCAUUUUUUAGAAGCGAAUGGCUUGUUACAUUAGUCAGUGCCGGUGGAGCUGUUUUAUUUUCUUUUUACAUAAUAUAUGAUACUCAGCUAAUGUUGGGGGGUGACCACAAGUACAGUAUAUCCCCUGAGGAGCACAUCUUUGCGUCCCUUAGCUUGUACCUCGAUAUUAUUAAUCUAUUUCUUUACAUUUUGAGACUUUUAAGAUAAAUUUAUAAAACUGAAUACUAUAAGUUUCAAAUUUAAAAUACGUUCUUGAAUUAUGACUAUUUUAAAAGACUGACGGUUCUGUCUCCAAAAUCAUACUAUACCGCAAAACUUGAAUACCUCUUAGUUAUAUGUAUGAUUCACAUAAAAUACCAACCUUUUAAAUGUUAUUAUUUCAUUUAUAUUAUACACGUUGCAGAGAUAUAUUUGUUAGUGCAUAUUUUUCUUUUUCUCUUAAUAAUUUUUGCAUAUUUAAAUCUUGGUUUAUAAAAAAUAAAACUAGUCUACAACUUUUGAUGGCCUGUAUGAGAUUUUGAUUUUUAGUUAACAACUCAUUGUAAAGGUUCAAGUACAUCCAAACCUACAACUUAGUUAACAACUGGUGAAUGAAAAAUAGUAACAUAUAAAAUAAUAAAAUAUGCCAUAACAGCGUAACAUUACGUUAUGUCAACAGGUAUCAUGUUCUAAACAGUGAAUUGAAAAAAUGACUUCUCUUCAACGAAAAUUUUUUAAACAAACACUGCGUAAUUACAUGUUAUAAGUGAAAUAUUUGUUUUUAUUAAAAAAAAGCCUU
Molecule: messenger RNA, 1464 nt
Organism: Copidosoma floridanum
Lineage: Eukaryota; Metazoa; Arthropoda; Insecta; Hymenoptera; Encyrtidae
Product: protein lifeguard 1
Cellular component (GO): membrane
Source: RefSeq, a predicted model, not a curated record